Rhinichthys klamathensis goyatoka is the source of this 1616-nucleotide messenger RNA. RefSeq names its product fibroblast growth factor 12a (gene fgf12a). The record is from RefSeq and is a predicted model, not a curated record. The transcript is spliced from 5 exons. Lineage: Eukaryota; Metazoa; Chordata; Actinopteri; Cypriniformes; Leuciscidae. Gene Ontology annotation, biological process: cell differentiation; regulation of cell migration; positive regulation of cell population proliferation. Gene Ontology annotation, molecular function: growth factor activity; fibroblast growth factor receptor binding. Gene Ontology annotation, cellular component: cytoplasm. The coding region runs from base 470 to 1090 and encodes 206 amino acids.
UCUUUAAAUGUAGGCUUCAUCUGACGUAGGCUUUACGCCUCUCUCUGGCUCCCCGUGGACACGAAACAAUUGGCGUUUUAAUCCAGCUAUCUGUGCCUCCGGCUGCCCCGUAACGCAUGCAACAUGCACAGCGCGCAUUACCUCAUCAGCGGCCGUUCUGUCACUCAUCACUGCAGCUGAACUUUCUCUCAUUUCAAGAGCGAGACAUGUGCACAUUACCCUAACGUCCUUGCGCUGCGCAUCUCGAGCUAAAUAUGCUAAAGCGAGUACUCACUAGUCUACUACCGGCAAAGAAGCAGCAGGAUGCACUCAAGAUGCCUCGCUCGAGACUGUCUUCCUUUGCCCUCUGCUAUUUUUGAUGCUCCGAACACUGUAUAGCCACCCGAGGGGCUCACACUACAGUCAACCUCUGUUGUGAUCCUGUGCUCGUUUGCGUGGAUUGACGAGGGACCCACACCAACUCAAGUCAAUGAGGAUUCUGAGGCUCUUCCUGAAGAAAGGAGCGCAUAUGCUGCAGUGUCUCUGUGGACAACGAUCGGAGCCGACCACAACCACCAGCGAGCCGCAGCUGAAAGGCAUUGUGACACGACUGUUCAGCCAGCAGGGUUUUUACCUGCAGAUGCAGCCAGACGGAACCAUCGAUGGCACCAAGGAUGAGAACAGCGACAACACUCUUUUCAACCUCAUCCCUGUCGGCUUAAGAGUGGUGGCCAUUCAGGGAGUCAAAGGAGGUUUCUACAUCGGCAUGAAUGGCGAGGGCUUCCUCUACAGCUCAGAGAUGUUCACACCUGAGUGUAAAUUCAAGGAGUCUGUGUUUGAGAACUACUACGUUAUCUACUCAUCCACCGUGUACCGCCAACAGGAGUCGGGGCGAGCCUGGUUCCUGGGCCUCACCAAGGAGGGUCAGGUCAUGAAAGGGAAUCGAGUAAAGAAAACCAAGCCCUCCUCACACUUUGUACCAAGACCCAUUGAAGUUUGCAUGUAUAGAGAGCCUUCACUGCAUGAGAUUGAAGAGAAGCAACGCUCCAGGAAAAGCUCAGGAACCCCAACGAUGAACGGAGGCAAAGCGGUCAACCAGGACUCCACAUAGCAGGGCUUAAACACAGGAGGCAGAGCAGCCCCUCGCCCUCGCCCUCGCCUCCAACCACGGGAAUCUGCAACCAGAAGACCAACUGAACUCUUGCCUGAGAAAAUUUCCAGAAGAACACAGAGGGGGAAAAAAAGAGAAAUAAAUGUUACCGUUCCAAUCAGGAGUUGAACUCACAUUUUAUGCAAAAAAAGAAAAAGAAAAAAGUGGGCAGUCAUUUGGUUCACAACAAUAGUAAUAUUUUUUGUUUGGGGUUUAUGCUGUGAGAAAUGAGCUUUAAAACGUUCUCAUGUGUUUCGUUUUCAUGUGAAUGCUCUUCAUGCUUUACUUUCAUCAAGAAAAAUGGGAACUUUUCUCUCUUUGCUCAAUGCUCAUUGCUAUUGAUUCUGUUUGUGGAUAUUAUGCAGGUUUGAGCAAGUUUUUCUACUUUCUUUUAUUUCUUUUUUCUUUUUCUUUUUUAAUUACCCGAGAGGCGAAUGCACUUUGUGACUCCAGAUUGCUGGAAUGUCAGGAGGGUGAAUGUAGAAUG